Cuscuta campestris is the source of this 904-nucleotide messenger RNA. The record is from the annotation of a GenBank genome assembly. Lineage: Eukaryota; Viridiplantae; Streptophyta; Magnoliopsida; Solanales; Convolvulaceae.
AAUAAACUUAAAAUCAUGCAACCCCUAACAUUACUACGUUUUGCAGAUAAUGGAUGAUGACAAGCAACAACUUCGCAUCUCUUACAAACCAAUCCUUUCCCACAUCCUAAAACAAUUACACCUACAAAAGGCACAUUACACCCAUGAAACCAAAGAGAGAAAUCAGCAUUACUACACCACACAAGAGAUCGCAAUGAAAGAUGGAAUAAUAAUCUCGAUUAUAUGCAGUAAUGAGACGAAAAUUGGUGCAGAACAAGAUGCAGCUAAACAAGCAAUAGUCCUUCACAGAGAUGCAUUUGGAUAUACAAUAACCAGACUCGAUUUGGUUUCUCGAACGCCGAUUAUGAAUCCGGAAUACAAUGAUCCGACGCCGGUUAUGGAUCCACAAUACAUUGACGUCCCAAAGCUGGACAAACUUGUCAAUCGUGUCUAUGGAACUGGAUCUAAUUCCGAGAUGGCUAAUGCACAUAAUGUUUUGUGUGAUCUACAAACUAAUCCAAUCAUGUGGACUCGAGUUGAUAAAAUCCUAUUCAACACAAAGAACUUGAAUACCAAAUUUUUUGCUUUACACGUCAGUUUCAAAAUAAGUUCAUUGAUCGAAGAUGAAAUCUUAUCUUGCGAUUCACCGAUGAUGCAAUAGAGCAGACAACACUACAAUGGUGUGGAUGGGUUGAGCAUAUGAUUAACAACUCAAGGUCAACCACAUAAUCAUUUGGGUCAACUUCAGAGGAAAAGCUUUGGCCAUACACUGGGUUGUUGGUGAUGCUUGCGAGUUUGGCAAUCCUCUCUUGUUCCCAUUUAAAUGUUAGCCUCAUUACAAGGGUAUUCAAACUAAGCUUAUAUAAAGUAACCCUAGUAUAUACAUAUGUGUUCGAAUUAUCUAUAAAAAAUUAUCUUUCCUUAU